UGCGCACGCGGCCUGUAAUUUCGCGCUUCUCGCAGCGCGCAGGCGCGUACAAAGAUGGCCGACGCAUUUUAAUAACGAAUAAAGUGAAAUUUAUAUACGUUAUGGAUUGAUUUUUGACUUUGUGUUGUUGAUGAUGUUACUUCGAGUGCCCUUAUAAAGAUAACUUCCAUCAUUGCUAUGACUCAGUGUCUGCGAGAUUUGUUUUACAGUAAUCUUAAUCAAGAUGGUCUAAAUAGAACGAAAUAAAAAAAAAACAUUGCAGGACGUCACCUCAAAGGCGUGUUGCGGGUAAGGUCCGGGUGCGGCGUGCCUCGACGACCUUACAAACAGGUGAGGAGACGACGCUACACAGAACAUGAUACUAAGAUUGCCCUGCCCGUUCACGCAAAGCUCGCUAGCCAGUUUACGACAAGCGCCCGCCUCCGGGCACUCCGCCGGCCCGGCCUGGUGGAGCAUGAUGAACGGCGUCGGCGGCGCGAUAUACGAGGAGCCGCACGCGUCCCCCCCUGGCGGGUCACCACCGGCAGCGCCGGCCGCCGCCCCGCCGUCCGCCUCCAGCGCCUCGCCGGCCUCCGUGGGUUCCAACCCUCCUCAGCCGCUUCACAUACCGGCCAAACGAUAUGAGCCAGAACCGGGUGUCAUACGUCACGCGCAACAAUCUUGGGGUUACCCGCCUGAUGCACCAGGUUCCUUCGAGCACCAGUACCCUACGGCGCCGACUUAUUAUAAUCUCCCGGUGGAGAGGGAACGGAAAUCAGCGCUACCUUUCUGGCCGACGAGUGGUGGCGAGUACAAGCCGUACGCGGACGGCUGCCAUCAAGGUUUCUCGCAGCCCUGUUGGAACUACCCCUACGGUGCUCCGCGGGGGGACCAGCCUCUGUCGUACGUGGGCGGAGAGGAGCGCCGGGCAGCUGUCUCCGAGGCGUCGGGCUUCUCUCAUGAUGCCUAUGGUCUCCGGAACUACGCGCCAGAAUCGGUAUCUAGCGCCCCUUACCCACCUCCGAGUGCUCUACCCGGAUCCCUGUCGAUGUCCGUUGGAGUGGGAGUCGGAUGCGGCUCAUCAAAUCCCUUAGACUGGACCGGACAAGUGACUGUGCGCAAAAAACGCAAACCGUACUCCAAGUUCCAGACCCUCGAACUAGAGAAAGAGUUCCUGUUCAACGCUUACGUAUCAAAACAGAAACGAUGGGAGCUAGCGCGGAAUCUCAACUUAACAGAACGCCAGGUCAAAAUAUGGUUCCAGAACAGACGUAUGAAAAACAAGAAGAAUUCACAACGGCAGGCGGCGCAGGCGGCUCAAAACAACAACAAUAACUCGAACGCCAACAACCACAAUCACCACGGUCAUCACCACGCGCCCCACCACGUGGCGCUGCACCACGCACCGCCGGCCAAACACCACCAGUGACCCGCGCCCUUCUCUGGGACUUUCACGGUAUAACCGGAUGAACGAACUCAAGUGUUGUGGUAUAGUGGUCGGUGAGAUCUCUGUGCUUAGUACCGAUCUACAUCUAACAGCACGUCUCAAAGUCUCCAACAUAAACAAUCGUAUCCCACAUGAGGAUGUUAGCUCGUACUAAACACUGGGUCCGAUCGGUUACCGUAGUUGUACCGUUUACGUAAUGUGGACGCUAUAUGAGCGGAGUCCCAGAGAAUCACUUAGUAUAUUGUGUUGUCGAUUUGUGUAUAGUAUUACUUACGAAAUUAUCUGUAAUUUUAACGAGACUAAGUAUGAGUAGCUAGCGAUUCCUGAUACUGAUGAUAUGUAGUAAUAGCCCCGAUUGUGUAUUUUAUAAUAUUAUUUAAGCGUCGAAGUUUAAAUAAACAUUAGCGUCACUGGUGAACCUUAAUGUAUCUAGAUAGUUUAUUGACAAUGAUUUUUCUGUGUAAAAUAUUUGGUGAGACUGCUUCGUCGUUUGUAUUAGUAUUGCUGUACGGAUGGUGGUUGUAUUGAUCAGUUAAUCAUUUAUUUCGUUACCAAAUUGUUGAAUUACUCGGGUUGCUUUGGUGGCAGUUAUGUAAAUCUCUCGUAGUGCGAUGGAUUUAGAUUAUAGUCUUACUGUUCGGCGGAUGUUUCUGCCGGUUAAGCCUAAUACUUAAGAACGUAGCAUUGACGUCGCUUUAUAAUCCCAUGGGAAUACCAUUAAAUGAUCAAAUAUU
Danaus plexippus (monarch butterfly) is the source of this 2160-nucleotide messenger RNA. RefSeq names its product homeobox protein abdominal-B-like (gene Abd-b). Bases 356 to 1408 code for a protein of 350 amino acids. The transcript is spliced from 6 exons. Gene Ontology annotation, biological process: regulation of transcription by RNA polymerase II. NCBI's taxonomy places the organism in Eukaryota, Metazoa, Arthropoda, Insecta, Lepidoptera, Nymphalidae. Gene Ontology annotation, molecular function: RNA polymerase II cis-regulatory region sequence-specific DNA binding; DNA-binding transcription factor activity, RNA polymerase II-specific. The record is from RefSeq and is a predicted model, not a curated record. Gene Ontology annotation, cellular component: nucleus.